AUGGCCGGUUGUUCUUGUUUCGACCCGCGCGCCGGCAAGGAGGAGAAGAUGGGCAAAAGGCCUGCAGACCACAGUACAAUCGUUUGCCAUUGUUCCCACCAGGGGGCAAGGGCGGCGAGGGUGACUUUUGCUGCUGCUAGUUGUGGAGAGUCCAAACCAACGUUGAACGACGAGGGUGAAGACAGCCAGAACGCGUCCCCCGUCAUCUUCUCUGAGCUGGUUUUGGGGGACGAAACGAACGUAUCGAUGACCUCGGAGCAGGCUUGUCAGGCGCCUGUGGCAGCGAGUACUGAGUACGGCGCUCCCGCAGUGCUGGGCAAGCAGAGCUCCGGGUUCCUGGUUGUGCCUGGGACAUGCCAGCAGCGCAUUAGCAGCAGCAGGCAUUGGAAGCCGGACCAGGAGGCCAGGAACGGUCAAGCAGCAAACGCGGGGGGAACAUGCCAACGACAGCGCGGGAGUGAGUGCUGUGCCAGGGCUCCCACACAAGCCGGGUCUCCGCAGGCACAUUUUCCCAGGGCCGUUACAGAGAGUACUUAG
Molecule: messenger RNA, 537 nt
Organism: Colletotrichum abscissum
Lineage: Eukaryota; Fungi; Ascomycota; Sordariomycetes; Glomerellales; Glomerellaceae
Exons: 2
Coding region: 1-537 (178 amino acids)
Source: RefSeq, a predicted model, not a curated record